GUGGCAUCGCAGACAACCACGAUGACGAUGCGGCAAACUCGACGGACGCUUCUGCUGCUGCUCGUGGCUUGCAUCUGCUGCCUCUUCGCUCACCCGGCACUGGCCAGCGCCAAUGACGAGGGUGAUGCUGCUAAUGAUGCCGACGACGACGAUGACUGGUUUGGCGGCGCCGACGAGAUCGAGGUCGACGAUGGCAUGACAUGCUUGGCACUCCUCGAUGCGUCGCUGCUCAACGAUGGCUACUGCGACUGCCCGGACGCCGACGACGAGUCGCUCACUGGGGCAUGUGGCUCGGGCAAAUUUACCUGCGCCACGUCGGCGAACGUGAUUUCGUCUGCAUUUGUCAACGACGGUGUCUGCGACUGCUGCGACGGGUCGGACGAGCCAUCCAUGCACUGCGCCAACACGUGCGACGUGGACGCAAAUGCGGUGCGCAAGCGCCUCGAGGCCGUUCUCGCCGACGUUGCGGCGGGCGUGCGCGCCAAGGCCGCUCUCGUCGCCGGUGCCGGCGCCGCCCGCGCCCAGUUUGCAACCGACGUGGCGCACUGGGAGACGAUGGCCAACGAGGUAGCGGCCGAGAUGGAUGCGAUUCAGACGCACUUCAAGUCGUCCAACGCCAAGCCGACCCACGAGGACCAGCAGCAGUUCCGAUACCUACAGUACGUGCAACAAAAAGCCCAGUACUACCAGUACGUGCACGGGAACCUCCUGGCGACCGACUUUGGCGACCACGACGCGUACGCAUCACUCGUCGGGCAGUGCUUUGAGUAUACUGUGAACGAAAAAGAGCUCAAGGGCGGGACGUCCAACACGGUCGCCAGGACGUACGUCAUGGUUGUCUGCCCGUUCCUCAAUGUCACGCAGACCGAGCCUGCGUAUCACGAGUGGCGGCUCGCACAGAAGCAAGCGCAGGCGGGCGAGACGCCGAUCACGCCGCCCACAGAGCGCGAAGAGCAACGCCCGAUCUUGCUCGGUGUGUGGGCCAACUGGACGACCGACGUACGACCAACGCAUGUGGGCUUGCCGCAUGCGCUGUAUGACGAGGCACCGGCGCCGCUGGAGGCCGACCCGUCGCCCAUCCGCGUCCAGAUGUACGACCACGGCGAGCGCUGCGGCGAAGCGCCCCGGCGCGUGCACAUGCAGAUGGAGUGUGCAUCGACCAACUACGUCAAGUUUGUCGAAGAAGGGUCCGUGUGCGUCUACAGCAUCGGCUUUGCGACGCCUGCCGCGUGCUCGACAGAGUACGUGCGCCAUCUGCAGUCAAUGCUGCGGGCGUCGGCCCACCACGAUGAGCUCUAAGUCGAUGAAAGCCCCAGCCAACACGGAUAAUUUUGACUCUGGAGAAACCAUAUGUGUUGCUACGCUAA
Saprolegnia diclina VS20 is the source of this 1367-nucleotide messenger RNA. RefSeq names its product protein kinase C substrate 80K-H. Gene Ontology annotation, biological process: N-glycan processing. Bases 22 to 1299 code for a protein of 425 amino acids. The record is from RefSeq and is a predicted model, not a curated record. Lineage: Eukaryota; Oomycota; Saprolegniomycetes; Saprolegniales; Saprolegniaceae. Gene Ontology annotation, molecular function: protein binding. The transcript has 3 exons. Gene Ontology annotation, cellular component: glucosidase II complex.